ACGGUGGAGCAAAGCCGCUCCAAAGUUUAGUCCGAGUUUAGCAGAUGAACUAAGAAAAACUAACUUUUGUUUUUCCAGUCAUAGCAGCACACCUUUUCUCUUUUCACUUCUCCAAAAGCAAAGCAAAAAUAUAGAAGAAAGAUUGGGACAGGUAGCGCAACAAACUUCACUUACAUUAUUGUUAAUGAAUUGUGACAUCUCGAAAAUUAUACAUCUAAUAUUAAAUGUUUAGCUUUUCACAACAUUCAAAACCCAUAACUCGCGAUUUGUGUGCGCUGCGCAAUUGCGCGCCCAAACAGAAUUGCAAUGAUCGUGUCCAACCUCAGCCACAGCAGUUGCGCGCGUUCGACGAGCGUGCUGUGCUCCAGUACCGGGGACGGAUUUCUGGAGGCUACUUCAAAUCGCACCCUCAGCCCGACUGGACACCUGGUAGUCGCGGUGUGUCUGGGCGUCAUAGGAACUUUUGGAUUCCUCAACAACCUGUUAGUGCUUGUUCUGUUCUGCCGCUACAAACUGCUGCGUUCCCCUAUCAAUCUGCUGCUGAUUAAUAUAUCCAUCAGUGAUCUGCUGGUGUGUGUGCUGGGAACUCCGUUCAGCUUUGCCGCUAGCACACAAGGACGAUGGCUUAUCGGAGAACACGGUUGCGUGUGGUACGGCUUCGCCAAUACUCUGUUCGGCAUCGUGUCCCUGAUAUCCCUGGCCGUGUUGUCAUACGAGCGCUACAGCACCAUGCUGGGACCCACCGAGGCCGACUCCACGAACUACAGGAAGGUGGCCCUCGGAGUGGCUGUGUCCUGGGUCUACUCCCUCGUCUGGACCGUCCCCCCUCUGUUUGGCUGGAGCCAGUAUGGUCCAGAGGGUCCGGGUACCACCUGUUCUGUGAACUGGACCGCCAAGACCACCAACAACAUCUCCUACAUCAUCUGUCUGUUUGUCUUCUGCCUUCUCGUCCCCUUCAUGGUCAUAGUGUUCUGCUAUGGGAAACUGCUGUAUGCAAUAAAACAGGUGAGUGGCGUGAACCGAGCGCUGGGUCGUAAACGUGAGCAGCGUGUCCUGGUGAUGGUCAUUAUCAUGGUGGUCUGCUACCUGUUCUGCUGGCUGCCCUAUGGCAUCAUGGCCCUGCUGGCCACCUUCGGUCCCCCGGGCCUGGUCACGCCUGAGGCCAGCAUCACUCCCUCCGUCCUUGCCAAGACCAGCACCGUCAUCAACCCCGUCAUCUACAUAUUCAUGAACAAGCAGUUCUACCGGUGUUUCCGUGCCUUGCUGAAAGGGGGAGCGCCUGAACGUGGUUCCAGCAUCAAGAGCACGUCCCGGGUCAACAAGCAGAGCAUGAGAGUCCUGCGCCGCACAAAUGACAAUAAUGUCACCAUCGUGGUGGCAUCCACGGACCCUGCCACCACCACGCCUCUGCCCAACCGGCUUGGGGGGCCACCUUCCUCAGACACCGGCAAACCAGCCAAAGUAGCCCUCGUUGCUCACUACACUGAAUGACAUGGCAGAAAAGGGCUCCUUUCGUUCUCGACAUUCACAGAACACGGGACAACUCGAACUACAUCAUCGGAUAGAGAGAAAGCCACCUUUGGAUUAUUCUGUUUUGUAUUUAUUUGUGAUUUUUGCAGUUUGCAUAUGUGACAGACUUGAGAUGGCUGUUUGGUAAUAGUCCUGUUGUCAUGUACAUGGUUUGGCACAAAUUCAUGUGACUCUCCUGAAAAUGUUCAAAUGUUCCGGAAAUGACAUCAAAUAUUAUGUUUCAAAGGAAAAUAUUUUUGUACAUCUAUUGUGACUUCAUGUAGCAAGGCUUUCUGAAGACAAUAGGACAUUUUUAAAAUGCUAUCGCAUUUCUACUGUAUGUUUAGAAUAAUUGAAAACACAAAGAGAAGUGAGUUGUGGGAAAAUACUUUCCAUAUUUUCUCAUUAUGUACCUGGAAAAUAGGUUUUGGAGGAAAAAAUGGUUUUAACACCAAUGAAACAACCCACUCAUCGUAGAUUGUGUCAGAAUAAUGCAACUCUUUCAAGUUGUCUAUGAAUGAUCCCAGUUUGAAAUGUUUUCAAAAAACCUUUUCUGUUGUUGGUAAGGAUUCCUGAUUGCUAUUACUUACUUUUGGACAGCUGAGCAUAUUAAAGUUUAGAAUGUACUAGUUACACUAGCUCACAACAAAACAGGAAAAAAACAUGUGUGGUUGUAUGAAAAUGACAUUGGACUUUUAACUAAUUUAGGUCAUCCAUAACGCUUCAUAAUAUAGUUCAAAGAAACAUUAUGUCCGUCAUGAUCAUUUCCAU
Molecule: messenger RNA, 2280 nt
Organism: Clupea harengus (Atlantic herring)
Lineage: Eukaryota; Metazoa; Chordata; Actinopteri; Clupeiformes; Clupeidae
Gene: tmtopsa
Product: teleost multiple tissue opsin a
Biological process (GO): G protein-coupled receptor signaling pathway; visual perception
Cellular component (GO): membrane
Molecular function (GO): G protein-coupled receptor activity
Source: RefSeq, a predicted model, not a curated record